AUGCUCCUCAACCUCGCCCUCCUCGCCGCCCCCCUUGUGGCCGCGGCUCCCUCGUCGUGGUUCCAGCCUCGGGACUCUGACAUCCACAACCUCUUUAAGCGUCAGGGUCCCGCCCCCGACCCAGCCAAGCCUGACUUUGCCUCGCACUACCCUGCUGUUGGGCGCGUGGCCAACGGCACUCUUCCCCAGGCCUGGGUUGACAAGUACAACAAGGUCAAGGCGGAGGGCAAGAUUCCGUCGCCCGACGUCAACCCUGUUGCGACUAAACGCAACGGCAACCCAGUCUACGAGGGUCGCGAUGGCGCCGACAAGUCGAUCUGCGCUUUCAACACUGGCUGCCACACCGACGACGACUACUUCCUUGCGCCGGAUGGUACUUUUGUUCUCACCUUUGACGAUGGGCCUACCCCGGCGUCGCCCGCGCUCUACGACUUUAUGCAGGAGCACAAUAUCACCCGCCAGGCGACCCACUUCAUGAUUGGCGGCAACAUUGCCGCUGACCCUAUCACCAUGCAGCGUGCGUUCACCCAGGGUGGUCACAUUGCCGUCCACACAUGGUCGCACCCCCAGAUGACCACGCUCUCGGACGAGGCUGUCAUGGGUGAGCUCGGUUGGACUAUGCAGGUCAUCGCCGACCUGACUGGUGGCCGUGUCCCUGCCUACUGGCGCCCCUCGUACGGUGACACGGACAACCGUGUCCGCGCCAUUGCCAAGAACGUAUUUGGCAUGGACUGCGUCCUCUGGAACCGUGACACGAACGACUGGAAGAUUGGCCAGGACCAGACCGUUGAGGGCACUCGCAAGAUCAUGCAGGAGUGGUGGGUCGGCCCCAAGUCUCCCGGUAUCCUCGCCCUCGAGCACGAGCUCAACAAGGACUGCGUCGACGUCUUCAUCGCCGAGUACCCUGCCGCUAUCGAGAAUGGCUGGCAGAUGAAGUCGGUUGCCGACGCCUACGGCCUCAAGUGGUACCAGAACGCCGACAGCAACGAGGGCCCCGUCACCAACUUCACCAUUGCCAAGGACACCCAGGCCAACCUCAACCUGAGCGCGCCCAUUCUGGGUGCCUCGUCGAGUGUCGCCCCUUCGGCCUCGUCCAACGUCAGCGGAACUGAUGGCGCCAACCCCAACGCCACCGCGUCGGGCUCGGCUGGCGCGGGCUCGGCUUCGGCUUCGGCCCCCCCCAAGAGCGCCGCAUCGGCGCUCGCGAUCCCCGGCCUUGCGUCGCUCCUUGUGGGUGCGCUUGCCGUUGUCGCACUCUAG
Molecule: messenger RNA, 1260 nt
Organism: Cutaneotrichosporon cavernicola
Lineage: Eukaryota; Fungi; Basidiomycota; Tremellomycetes; Trichosporonales; Trichosporonaceae
Exons: 3
Coding region: 1-1260 (419 amino acids)
Biological process (GO): carbohydrate metabolic process
Cellular component (GO): membrane
Molecular function (GO): chitin deacetylase activity
Source: RefSeq, a predicted model, not a curated record